UAACGAAUAAAGUAUAUCCGUCACGCAUUUAUCUUUGUCAGCCGGUAACAUCGCACCUCGUGCUCUACUUCCACAAUCUACUUCUAGAAUUUUCCUUCAUCAAUUUUAUCAUAGACCGGUGCAGGGGUUAUCUGAACCACGUUUUCCGUGUUAAUUCAAAUAGAUUUUAUUAAAAACUAUACAAAAUGAGCUCUAGUAUCAAGAAAUUGGUUCCCCUGUUUGAUCGCGUGCUCAUCAAGAAAUUCGAAGCACUUUCGAAAACAAAAGGUGGAAUAGUUAUUCCAGAAAAGGCACAAGGCAAAGUACUGCAAGGAACAGUCGUCGCGGUAGGCCAAGGCUCCAGAUUGCAAGAUGGAUCAUUUGCCCCAAUUUCAGUAAAAGUAGGAGAAAAAGUACUCCUCCCAGAAUAUGGUGGCACCAAAGUAGAGUUAGAAGAAGAAAAAAGUGUAGAAUACCACUUAUAUAGGGAGUCUGACAUUUUAGCCAAAGUAGAAUAGUUUUUUGACUGAUUCCAUUUACUUUCCAAGUGAAUUAAAUGUAAAAUGUGUAUUUCCUUGAGGAAAAAACUGAUGUCUGAAUAUUUGUAGUUUUAUAAGAAGAAAAGAUCUGAAACUAAAAGUUUUCAGACUAUUGUGGAGUGAUGCUUUCAACUAUGUUCACUAUUUGUUGUUAAAAGCAUUGCUGUUUUAUGUAGUUUCCAUAGUAUUUUGUAUUGUUUUGAACUGUUAAUAUAUUAUUUGUAUUAAGAAA
Molecule: messenger RNA, 750 nt
Organism: Acanthoscelides obtectus
Lineage: Eukaryota; Metazoa; Arthropoda; Insecta; Coleoptera; Chrysomelidae
Source: the annotation of a GenBank genome assembly